AUGGCGAAUAACUCCUUCAGGGACUCCGUCAACUCGCUAGGGUGGUCGCGCAGAGAGCCGGAUCUCCCCGUGCACACCGGAUCGUCAUCUAACACCCCGUUUUUAUCUCGGCUCCAGUCGUACAACCCCUUCGGCGACGGCGGCUAUGUUCAGCUACCCACCCAUAACGAGGGCCCCGGGGCCCCUCUACCAGCACCCAAUAGACGGGAGGAAGAAGAGGGUUUCUUUGCUUUGAGUCGAUGGGACCGCAUGCUCAUUUUCGGUGCAUGCAACCUGGGCGCCGCCGUCUGUUUCAUGAUCUGUUUCUUCCUGUUCCCCGUCUUAUCACUGAAGCCCCGAAAAUUCGCCGUUCUAUGGUCUGUCGGCUCAGUCCUGUUUUUGCUAUCAUGGGCGGUUCUCAUGGGACCGUGGUCCUACGCUAAACAUCUGAUCUCGGGAGCACGUCUGCCAUUCACGGCGGCCUAUUUCGGAUCGAUCGCGCUCACGCUCUAUUUCGCUAUUGGGGUAAGUACAUCGAUCUAUUCAGAUUUCCUUCUGUCCCCCCAAAGGACGACCCGUUUGGGAAGUCUUCCAUUUUGUGUCUUAGCGCGAUACGCCUUACCUCGUUCCACGCCGACUAUCCCUAUAUGCUACUUUCACUCCAUUUCCUUGUUUGUCGCACCUUGCUAUACCCCAAUACGGAAAGUAUGGUUGCACUGCACCACCGGGAACAGGGGAAUCUUGCAGCCUUCACGUCCAUCGCGCGGUACAACAUGA
This is a messenger RNA of Penicillium olsonii, 756 nucleotides long. The record is from the annotation of a GenBank genome assembly. NCBI's taxonomy places the organism in Eukaryota, Fungi, Ascomycota, Eurotiomycetes, Eurotiales, Aspergillaceae.